AUGGCUCCUUUAGGUGAAGUUGGGAACUAUUUUGGCGUGCAGGAUGCGGUGCCCUUUGGGAACGUGCCCGUGUUGCCGGCGGACAGCCCGGUGUUGUUAAGCGACCACCUGGGGCAGUCUGAAGCAGGUGGGCUCCCCAGGGGGCCUGCGGUGACGGACCUGGAUCAUUUAAAAGGGAUCCUCCGGCGGAGGCAACUCUACUGCAGGACUGGAUUUCAUUUAGAAAUUUUCCCCAAUGGUACGAUCCAAGGAACCAGGCAAGACCACAGCAGAUUUGGUAUCCUGGAAUUUAUCAGUAUAGCAGUUGGCCUGGUCAGCAUCCGAGGGGUAGACAGUGGACUUUAUCUGGGAAUGAAUGAGAAAGGUGAACUGUAUGGCUCGGAAAAGUUAACCCAGGAGUGUGUGUUCAGAGAACAAUUUGAAGAGAACUGGUAUAACACAUAUUCAUCGAACCUAUAUAAACAUGUGGACACUGGAAGACGAUAUUACGUUGCAUUAAAUAAAGACGGGACUCCAAGAGAAGGGACUAGGACUAAACGGCAUCAAAAGUUCACACAUUUUUUACCUAGACCAGUGGACCCCGAGAAAGUCCCUGAACUAUAUAAGGAUAUUUUAAGCCAAAGUUGACAAAGACGUUUCCUUCACUU
Gekko japonicus is the source of this 647-nucleotide messenger RNA. RefSeq names its product fibroblast growth factor 9 (gene FGF9). Gene Ontology annotation, molecular function: fibroblast growth factor receptor binding; growth factor activity. The record is from RefSeq and is a predicted model, not a curated record. The coding region runs from base 1 to 627 and encodes 208 amino acids. Gene Ontology annotation, biological process: cell differentiation; animal organ morphogenesis; fibroblast growth factor receptor signaling pathway. Gene Ontology annotation, cellular component: cytoplasm. The transcript is spliced from 3 exons. Lineage: Eukaryota; Metazoa; Chordata; Lepidosauria; Squamata; Gekkonidae.